AUGGCGCCGCUCAAAAUUGCCGUCAUUGGCGGUGGUCUUUCUGGCGCAUGUUUGACCAACGGUUUAAUUAAUAAAUCAGACAACAAGAUCGAUGUCUCAGUAUUCGAACGCGAUGAAGCGGGUUCAGAACGAGGAGGCUAUCAGAUCCGUCUUGGAGCAUACGCCUUGGCCGGUUUCAGGGCUUGCCUGACGAACGACCAAUUCUCAUCUCUCCUGCCUUUGUUCGGCAAGUCGGGAGGCGUCGUCUCCUCGGCACCUUGCAUCUUCAGUCCUUCUGACUUGAAGGUCCUGAUCGAUUUGAGCAAAGCUCCCCUUUACGAAAAGAGCGCCCCGGUUGCACGAGUGCGUCUUCGAGAUUUUCUUCAAAAACCUCUUCAGGAGAGGGGAGUUAUUCGAUAUGGCAAGAAAUAUGUUUGUUACGAGGUCAUUGAAGGAAAAAGCGUCGAACAGAGCAGCGUCAGAGUCCAUUUCGAUGAUGGCUCCCACCACGAUUGCGACGUACUCAUAUCAGCCGAGGGAAGCGGAAGUCGCGUCAACAAACAAAUUGGACUCAGCAACAUUAUCACUGAUGUCAAGCCCGGAAAUGGAGGGUUCCUAGGUAAAUGCCAUCUGUCUUGGCCUGUACUCGAAACACUACCGCGUCAGCUUGUGGAAAAGGGCACUAUCUAUACUGCCAACUCCAAGGCUAUGGUAUUCUCUGCUGUGUAUCUUCCCGAUAGCUUCACCUUUUCUACGAAAGGAACUAGUUCGAAAUACGCCAAUGGACAAAAACCUGAGAAAUACGGCGAGGACGAAGCAUCGCUAUUCUUGGGCGUGUCGUGGACAACUGGACCCGAAUCAUCGACGUUAGAUCAAGUCAAAGACAAAAAAGGGUUGAUGAAACAAAAACUCAUCGAGGCCGGAUUCCAUCCUGACUGUCUCAAAAUGGUGGAUGCAGUUGACGAAGAAGCCAUCUUGACCACACCUUGGAGAUAUGCUAAGAGUGAUACCCCAGUUGACUGGAGAGAACGACUUCUGACUAGGAAUGAGAACAAAUCAGACCCUGUUAUUGCAAAUCCAAGAGUCUGGUUGAUAGGCGAUUCUAUCCAUCCAAUGCUUCCUUCUAGAGGAAUGGGCGCAAACAAUGCCAUCCACGAUACCGCUGAUGCACUUGAGCCAUUACUGGAGCUCGCUAGGUUGAAGAAAGUGCAUGGCAUAGUUACAAACGAUCAAGUUGGUCAGCAGCUAGCGGUGUACGAGAAAUCCAUGAUACCACGGGCUUUCGGUUGGGUUAAAAAGAGUACCAAUCAGCAGUUACCAGACCUGGAUAGCCUUACUGGCAGAGUAAUAAUAAUCGGUCUCCGUGCGAUACUCUUUGUACUUGGUAUUGGUGUCAAAUGUCUUGGACUAUUUGGUUGGGAACCCAAGGAUGAAGCUCCUGAACUACAUUAG
This is a messenger RNA of Fusarium venenatum, 1431 nucleotides long. RefSeq lists its product as uncharacterized. The record is from RefSeq and is a predicted model, not a curated record. Lineage: Eukaryota; Fungi; Ascomycota; Sordariomycetes; Hypocreales; Nectriaceae. Gene Ontology annotation, molecular function: FAD binding.